AUGCUCAUCGCAGAUGAGAGACAACUGUAUUUGAGACAGCGUUUCAUCGACUUUCUUGAUUCGUCGCUGUUCGGAAACUAUCACAAAGUUAUUGAGGAUCUCAUCGAAAGUAACGAGAGGCGUUUAGCGAUCGACUUGAACGCACUGCGCCAGUUUUCUUCGGACUUAGCUACCGGACUACUCCGAGAGCCGGGAGACUAUUUGUUAGCUUUAAAACAAGCAGUUGAGGAGUUAGUUGGUGCAAUAGAUCCAAAGUUUCUCGGGCACGGCGAUAUCCACGUAACUCUCACGGGAGGCUUUGGAUAUCACCGCAUCUCACCUCGAGAGCUAUUGUCGCCAUUCCUUGGAAAAGUUGUCAGCGUCGAGGGAGUGAUAACAAAAUGCUCCUGUGUCCGUCCGAAAGUUGCGAGAACUACUCACUUUUGCGAGGCUACGGGGAGCUUCAUCACUCGGGAGUACAGAGAUUCGAUUUCAACAACCGGGGCUCCAACAACCUCCAUCUACCCAACAAGGGAUCAGAACGGAAAUUUGCUCACGACAGAAUUCGGUUUGUGUUCGUAUCGUGAUCAUCAAACACUCGGCAUGCAAGAGAUGCCUGAAAACUCGCCUGCUGGUAAGCUUCCACGCUCUGUCGAUGUUAUUCUAGAGGACGACUUGGUAGAUGCGUGUAAACCUGGUGAUCGAGUGAGCGUUGUUGGUAUUUAUAAAGCCAUUCCUGCAAAAUCGAUGGGAUCGGGCAUAACUGGAGUAUUUCGGACCGUUCUCGUCGCACUCAGUGUUUAUCAACUCAGUAAAGAAGUCGCAGCUCCAGCUUUAAACCACGAGGACAUACAAAAAAUUAACGAGCUCCCGAGGAGAAUGAACCCCGACGGGUUACUGGAACUCCUCGGUCGAUCAUUUGCCCCGUCUAUUUGUGGUCAUGAAGAAAUUAAAAAAGCGCUCGUCCUCUUACUGUUCGGCGGCACAGAGAAGAAUCUUUUGAAUGGGACGCACAUUCGUGGAGACAUCAACUGCCUAAUGGUUGGAGACCCAUCCGUCGCAAAGUCUCAACUUUUAAGAUGCGUUAUGGGCGUGGCUGCGUAUGCAGUCAGUACUACCGGACGAGGAUCUUCCGGUGUCGGUCUAACUGCUGCAGUUACCACUGACCAAGAAAGUGGUGAAAGAAAGCUCGAAGCGGGUGCAAUGGUUCUUGCAGAUAGAGGAGUGGUGUGUAUUGACGAGUUUGACAAAAUGAAUGAUUCAGACAGGGUCGCAAUCCACGAAGUUAUGGAGCAGCAAACUGUUACUAUUGCAAAGGGUGGCAUUCAUGCUUCGCUGAAUGCUCGAUGCAGUGUAGUGGCAGCCGCAAAUCCAAUAUAUGGCAGCUACGAUCAUAGCCAUGGAAUUACGCGUAACAUCAAUCUUCCAGAUUCACUUUUGUCUCGCUUCGACAUGCUGUUUAUCGUUCUUGAUAGAUCUGACUCAAAGGUUGAUCGAGCCAUCUCCUCGCAUGUCCUCGACAUGCAUUCCCGCGAAAAUCCAAGUUUGUCCACAAAAUUAAUGUUGCAGAGAGAUGUUACGCUUGCACAGGGCAAAAAUGAACUUGAAUCAUCCAUGUACAUGUCUCAUGGUGCCCUUGGAGAAGUUUUGUCGAAAAGAUUUCUUCAGAAAUACAUAUACUAUGCAAAACAUAGACCCUGGGAGCCUACCUUAACACCUGGUGCAGAGAACUUUAUUGCUGAGCAAUAUUCUCGAUGGAGGGUUGACAAAGCGACCGAGUCGCGAGCUCGACGAACUCUACCGAUCACGGCGAGGACCUUGGAGACCAUGAUCCGUCUCUCAACAGCUCAUGCAAAGAUGAGAAUCUCGAAAUCAGUCGAUGUUGUUGAUGCCUCUGUCGCAAUCGACAUAAUGCGAUUUGUUGUCGAGGCAGAAGGCUUAACUGUAGACAAGACAAACGGGACGGGUCCAGAAUAUCACCAAAAAGACGAAGGUUAG
Micromonas commoda is the source of this 1977-nucleotide messenger RNA. RefSeq lists its product with no specific name. Gene Ontology annotation, biological process: DNA replication; double-strand break repair via break-induced replication; DNA strand elongation involved in DNA replication. Lineage: Eukaryota; Viridiplantae; Chlorophyta; Mamiellophyceae; Mamiellales; Mamiellaceae. Gene Ontology annotation, cellular component: MCM complex; nucleus. The transcript is spliced from 16 exons. Gene Ontology annotation, molecular function: ATP binding; single-stranded DNA helicase activity; single-stranded DNA binding. Bases 1 to 1977 code for a protein of 658 amino acids. The record is from RefSeq and is a predicted model, not a curated record.